Molecule: messenger RNA, 1461 nt
Organism: Papaver somniferum (opium poppy)
Lineage: Eukaryota; Viridiplantae; Streptophyta; Magnoliopsida; Ranunculales; Papaveraceae
Product: protein NRT1/ PTR FAMILY 5.10-like
Exons: 3
Coding region: 1-1461 (486 amino acids)
Biological process (GO): transmembrane transport
Cellular component (GO): membrane
Molecular function (GO): transmembrane transporter activity
Source: RefSeq, a predicted model, not a curated record
AUGGAUGGAUAUGAAGAAGAAGGUGAGAAUCAUCGGGAAGAACAUAAUGUUGAAGGUUCACGUCCGUUUAGAGAUGACGAUUUGGGGUAUAUGAAGAACGAUCCAAACUUUUGCGGAGAGGAAACCCUAGACGACGCUUUCAUGGAAGAAAAUGGAGAAUCACCCGACACCCACUUUGUCGUUGUAGAGGUUGUCGAUGAUUUCUAUUUGAGGAGAGAUACUUCCCUAUACUACGCAAACGAUUUGGGGCUUGGGUUGUUAACUCUAUGUACUUCACAAUUGACUGCAUGUUCUGAUAAUGCCAUGGAAGACAACCUUUUGCGCUCUCCUCCAUCCACGUUCCAAGUGAUCUUCUUUUUCUCUUCAUUGUAUCUAAUUGGAAUUGGGAGUGCUGGAUACAAGACCUGCCUACCGGCUUUCGGUGCAGACCAAUUUGACAAACUAAAUUCUAAUGAAUCCAAGUCCAACAGUUCAUUCUUUAAUUGGUGGAUGUUCGGACAAUCUGUUGGAUCAUACACUUCUCACUUGAUUUUAAACUAUAUCCAAGAUAAUUUGGGUUGGGGUCUUGCAUCUGGAAUUUCAUCCAUUCUAAUGGUUAUUGCCCUACUUGUUAUCAUGUCUGGAAUAAAAUCCUACCGCUACACUCUGAAAAAAGAUGCAGAUAAAGUGCAGGGAUCAAGGAAAGCCGGGACAUCGUCUAGUAUUACUAAGGUUGAAGAUGUAAAGGCUGUACUGCGGUUGGUUCUUGUAUGGAUUAUAUGUUUGAUGUACACAGUAGUGCAAGCUCAAGUGCACACCUUCUUUAUUAAGCAAGGGAGCACUAUGGACAGAUCGAUAGGACCAGACUUUCAUAUACCCUCAGCUUCAACUCAGAUCCUUUUCAGUACAUCCAUCAUGUUGUUUUCGGCAUCUUACGACCGUAUCUUCGUUCCAGUUACUCAAACUGGAAAUUCUAACGGUAUAGCUACACUUGAGAGAAUUGGGGUUGACAUAUUUAUUUCUACCAUAACAAUGGUUGUAGCAGGUAUAGUGGAGGAUAGGAGGCUUAGAAUUGCUCAAGAGUUUGGAUUAAUUGAUGAUCCAAAAGCAACAGUUCCUAUGGUUGUGUGGUGGCUGAUUCCGCAAUAUGUCUUGCCAGGUCUUGCUCUUGUAUUCACCGCUGUUGGUUUACAAAAAAUUUUCUACGAUCAAGUUCCCAAUGGGAUAAGGAGUGUAGGUCUGUCCCUGUACUCCACCAUGUUUGGCUUAGGAGAUUUCCUUAGUGUCUUCCUUAUAUCAGGCAUUCAGAAGGUAACUAGUGCAGGUGGUCAGCACGGAUGGAUAGCAACCAACAUCAAUCAGGCGCAUUUAGAUUACUUUUACUGGUUUCUAGCUGGACUUAGUGUAAUACAACUGGUUGCAUUCUUAUGUUUCUCAAAGUCCUAUGUAUAUAAGCAAGGUGCUCCAAUUAACCAUCAGUAA